Molecule: messenger RNA, 2528 nt
Organism: Phanerochaete carnosa HHB-10118-sp
Lineage: Eukaryota; Fungi; Basidiomycota; Agaricomycetes; Polyporales; Phanerochaetaceae
Exons: 5
Coding region: 1-2493 (830 amino acids)
Source: RefSeq, a predicted model, not a curated record
AUGUCUGUUCCUAUUCCUGAAGAAAAUGACCUGGAUACCGGCGACAACGAGCUAUAUGAGGACGAAAUUGAGCAAGAAUACACCACUGAAAGCACACCCGACAUUCCCUGCACACGACAGACAAGGUCGUCUCGUGAAUUUCUAAAAUCUCGAGACCCUUCGUUAAUUGCGGAAUCAUGCCGCGAAAUCCUCGACUUUAUGACAAGCAAGGGUUUCAACCUCCCAACCUUUUUGUACUACAUGUCUUGGACUGACCAAGCAGUCCUCGAAGAUCCAGUUUGCCGGUAUCAAAGGACCGCGCUCAUGUGGAGUGAAGAACUCCCGAUUAUUCUCGCAAACUGGCACAAGCCUCCGCGGGCGCAUGGCCGCGGCAUUCACACCCGAGCUGCAGGAAAGGUCAUGGACCAGUGGGCGGAGGAUGUGGUUAAGAGGUGCAUCAACCGCGAGCUUCGUGCCACCAAGAAUCUCUUCCUAUCGCCUCAAUCGGACCUGUCCGAGGAGAGCUUGCUCUCGGUGGAUCUAGGAGAGCUCGUCGCUCAAGUAAAGCAGUGCGCACCGCUCACCUGGUCGAUUUUUCACUCGGCAUCCUGGACGCCACGGCAGGAGAAGAAGAAUACCACAAAGACGACAGAACUGCCGACAGUAAUGUCAAUUGCCAUGGCGCAGUUCGGCCGGUCGCACCACCGUUGCCGAGUACAAAAGUACUUGACAAUGUACUUUCGCAGCAACAGCCUUUCUGCCAAAGGCUAUGACACCGGGAAUGCUCUUGAUUUGACCAUGAGUCAUUCCUGGCUCUUCAGCGGCGUCGAAAAGAUCGCUGAACGAUCAAUUAAAAGCCUCAGAGACGACGUUAAGAAGUUCAAAUUUCGAGGCACCCACGAUAACAUCAACAUGCGCUUUGUCUCGUACGAACAGCGCCUCGAUAACAAGACGCACUUUGACAGCGGCGCGGCUGCAACAAUCUACAUGGUAAAGGACCCUUCGGCGGUUCCACCGAACACGAAAGCGUAUCGGCGGCAGCUUCAGACUGGCAGCAAGAUGCCUAUUCGCGAUAUUGAUAUCUACAAGCUCGAGAAGGAAGCAGCGCCUCGUCUUCGCCAGCGCGCCAUCUACGACAUUCUACGCAUACUCAUUGAGUCCCGCCCCUUCCAGUUAAAUACUUACGAGCACCAUGAAAGCGACGUCUUCAAACCGCCGCCGCCAGUCAUGCAGCUCCCUACUGGCCCCGAGCAUGCGACCUGCCAAUAUAUGCUUGGGACGGAACAUCGGGAGGAAGCAUCUUAUGACGGGAACGAAGACUGCAUGCGCCUUUGGAUGCAGCAGCUUGGACUGGACUCACCCGAGGAACAGAGACGCAUCGGCGAGCACGAAACGAUCAUAUGGAUCGGCGAUCAGCUAACAGUAUCACGACUUCGCGGUAUCAAGCGAUUUCACUCCCAGGAUCUGAACUCGGCUGAACGUCUCGAGUGUCUUGCACUAUCCUUUGGAUGGUUUCAUUUUGAGGUGAAUGCCGGACACUCAUUCCACAACCAGUACUAUUGUACCAGUACUGGUGUUGGUCUCAAGCGCGAUUUUGAUCUGCUUGACCGACGAGGACUGGGAUCUCCAUCUACCCAAGGGAACUUCCAUGCUUCUUUUGAGGAGGGUCUCACUCAUGUCGCCGAAGCACGCUUUCGUGAUCUUUGGUGCACAGUCAGCGAUCUCCUGCGUCUCGCUGAGAAGAUCUACGAGGAUUUUGCCUCGACUAAGGCGCUCCUCAAGCUACGAAAGAUGAGCCACGAAAAGCAGGAUGAUAUUCUCAUCCAUGCUGUACAGUUCAACCGCGACGUCCUGAUCUUUCUCAACCUCAAUGAUGCGAUCAAGACUGGAGAUGUGGGGCGUAUGCGAGACGUCCUUCCACGCAUGCUCUUUCGCUUCAUUGGUGGCGGGAACCAUAACUAUACUGCUGAGGUGUUAGAGCUAAUUCAGGGCCUUGAACGCGAGUGGCCUAGUGAUAUGGUAGAGUGGAUGAUGAAAUAUUGUUGGCUUGCAAACUCAACUGGCAAGGAAGGCUUGUUCAAGGCUUUUGACCUUGCCCAGGAGCACAACAUCAAAGAUAUCAAGGGUCUCUUCUUGGCCUUUGGUCCUCACGCAACCUGGGAGUAUAUCAAGAAGAUCUCUGCAGCUAUACCAACCCUGCGGAAGAUCAAGGAUCACGUUGAAGCAACUGUGAAUCAUUACCGCCGAGGCAAGAGUCACAGCAGUCCCGAGAGGGAAGAGGAUGUCGCAAAACUUCAAGAGAUGUAUGCAAAGCAGAGAACUCAUGCUUAUACAGCUAACCGACACCUUACAAACUCGAGCGACGUCGCAGAAGACUACAUUGGAAAGGGCUGCGAGCCAAGUAAGCUACAGGCUACGAUUAAAAGCUGGGCAAGCAAACGGGUCACUAGCGUAGCAACUACAGAAGACUGGGAGUAUCCACUUCACAGUGAUGACGAAGACAAUACCAUGUAAAUUAUUACACACGUCUCAGAUGGCCAGAGAAUUUU